AUGGCAUUCGGGCAGGAAAUGGCAGACUCGCAGGACGCCGCCGCUCUUCGCGAAGAGGUAGCCGCCCUCGAGAGACGGCUCGCCGAAGCCAAGGCGCGGCUGCAUGGCGGUGGUGGCUCCGCUGGUGCGGUGUCGGCGGCCGACGCCGUCGUCGCUCAUCGGCCCGCGUUGACCGAUGAGCGCAUGCCACUGACACUUGCUCCACCUCCAGGUUCGACUUCGUCACCCGCAACACCAGCAACGCCCGUUGCGCCCUUCAGCAGCGCCACCUCCACGGCCACGCACUUCCUCCUCCUGCUCGCCGACUCGGCCCUGCCCGUCGGCGCCUUCGCCUUCAGCAGCGGCCUGGAGUCGUACCUCGCGCACGCCUCGUCCCAGCGCAGCGCCACGCUAUCCUCCUUCCUGCCCCUGUCGCUGUCCUCCUUCGCCGCCACGACGCUGCCCUUUGUGCUUGCCGCGCACCGCCACCCCGACGCCCUCGCCUCGCUCGACGACCAGCUCGACGCGGCCGUCGUCUGCACCGUGGGCCGCCGGGCGAGCGUCGCCCAGGGCCGCGCCCUGCUGGGCAUCUGGGAGCGCUCGUUCCGCCCCGUGCUCGCGCCCGAGGUGGCCUCGACGGGAGGCGUCGCCGUGCUGAGGGGCUUUGCCGCGCAGCUGCGUGAGAGCGGGACCAGCAGCGCCGGCGGGGACGGCGACGUGCCGCCGCUUGUGGCCGCGCACCUGGCGCCGCUGUUUGGCGCCGUGUGUGCCGUCGUGGGCAUGACGCUGCGGCAGACGGCCUACGUCUUCAUGCUGAGCCACGUCAAGGCGCUCAUCUCGGCGGCCGUGCGGGCGAGCAUGUUUGGGCCGUACCAGGCGCAAAAGGUGCUUGCCGGGGAGCAGGUGCAGCGCAUGAUUGACGCAGUCAUCGAGAGGGAGUGGGACACGCCCGUCGAGGAGGCAGGCCAGAGCGUGCCCGUCAUGGACUUGUGGAUUGGACGGCACGAGCUCUUGUAUUCGAGGAUAUUCAACAGCUGA
Purpureocillium lilacinum is the source of this 1017-nucleotide messenger RNA. NCBI's taxonomy places the organism in Eukaryota, Fungi, Ascomycota, Sordariomycetes, Hypocreales, Ophiocordycipitaceae. The record is from RefSeq and is a predicted model, not a curated record.